Carcharodon carcharias (great white shark) is the source of this 3768-nucleotide messenger RNA. RefSeq names its product deformed epidermal autoregulatory factor 1 homolog. The transcript has 14 exons. Lineage: Eukaryota; Metazoa; Chordata; Chondrichthyes; Lamniformes; Lamnidae. Bases 40 to 1818 code for a protein of 592 amino acids. Gene Ontology annotation, biological process: regulation of transcription by RNA polymerase II. Gene Ontology annotation, cellular component: nucleus. The record is from RefSeq and is a predicted model, not a curated record. Gene Ontology annotation, molecular function: DNA binding; DNA-binding transcription factor activity, RNA polymerase II-specific.
GAGUUCGGCAGCGGCCGGUCGCCGCUCGGCGAAGAGGCGAUGGAGGCGAAGGGAAUCGGCAUGGAGUCGCCUGAAGUGACGGCAGUUUCGGUGAUGGGGGAAGAGCAGAUCGACAUCGCCGAACAGUUGCCGAGUGCGGACGAGAGCGGCUUCGCAGAAGUGACAACAGUGACAGUGGGGAAUAUGGCUGGACCCGCGGACAAUGUUUUUACAACAUCUGUUGCAAACGCCUCUAUAUCAGAACACGUGCUGUCGGGAAGAACCACACUUCAGAUUGGAGAAGGACUCCCCACCGACAAAGCAACGCUGAUAGUCGUUCACACGGACGGGAGCAUUGUGGAAACAACUGGAUUAAAAACACCCAGCACACCCAUAACUCCAGGUCCACAGAUAUCUUCAACUCCUCUGACACAAGGCCCUGACAAAGAGGGAACGAAAUACAACUGGGAUCCUUCUGUGUAUGAGAACGAGCUACCAGUCAGAUGCCGGAAUACUAGUGGAAUUUUGUUCAAAAACAAACUUGGUUCAGGAGGACGGGGGCGUUGCAUUAAACACGGAGAGAACUGGUUCACUCCCACGGAGUUUGAAGGCAUGGCAGGACGAGCUAGUAGCAAAGACUGGAAAAGGAGCAUUCGAUAUGCUGGGCGACCCCUUCAAUGUCUGAUACAAGAUGGUAUCCUAAAUCCCCAUGCAGCCUCCUGCACCUGUGCUGCUUGCUGUGAUGACAUGUCUUUGACUGGCCCAGUCAGGCUCUUCGUCCCUUACAAAAGACGCAAAAAGGAAAAUGAACAAAGUACGACCCCAGUCAAGAAGGAAUCUCCCAAGAACAUCACUUUACUGCCUGCAACAACUGGAGCAACCUUUACAGUGACACCGGCUGGGCAGAUCACUCCUUCUGGGACACUGGCCUUUGAUCGAGCCUCCACAGCAGAUGCCACUGCCAUUAUUUCAGAUAGUGCCGCACAGGGAGAUGUCUUCACUAAUACCACAGAGGACGGCCUUCACCAGACACAGCCCUGUCGAGACUGGUGGUGGGAUGCGGCAAAUAAAACCCCUUACCCCCUACAAGGGCAUGAGGCUCAUAGGCAGGGAGGCCGAACGGGGCUGGGCGUUCCUGAAGUAUGUGGAGAUGACGGUGCUCAAGGACGACCACAAACCCAGGUGGAAGCCAAUACGACAGGACCCUCACGAUCAUCUCCGCAGUCUGUCUCACCAACAUCACUGGGAGCAGCUGCCAGCCCAGACACACACACAUCAAAGAGUAUCAGUGAGUUUGAGGAGGGAACACAGGUGUUAACCUCGCUCCCUGCCCUUGCAGUGCCAACUCCUUCCACCCCGACCAAAACCAUCUCACCCACAGCCUUGAAUGGAUUGGAGGUAGCCGAACAGCGCAGCUGGCUCUACCUCGAAGAAAUGGUCAACUCAUUGAUGGCCACAGCUCAGCAGCUGAAGACACUGAUCGAGCAAGCAAAGCAGGCCAGCAUAGCUUCGAAGGACGGAGCCAUUGCACAAGCCAAGCUCCAGGCAGACCGUGAGAGGAAAGGGAGCCUGAACCAGUACCAGAGCCAGGUGCCAUUUCAUUCAGCAGAGGAUGUGGACGGGAAAACUGAGAUCAUCAUCAAGCAAACCUGUGUGAACUGUGGGCGUGAAGCAAUGAAUGAAUGCACUGGAUGCCACAAGGUUCAUUACUGUUCAACAUUCUGUCAGCGAAAGGACUGGAAGGAUCAUCAGCACGUGUGUGGGCAACCGACAGCCCUCACUGUGCAGGCAGAGGAGGUGCAGGUGACAGAGGUCGAUGUGGAGAAAGUCAAAGUCUGAGUCUCCUCCCUAAGAAUUCAGCGUAUCGACUUGAGUGAGUGGUGUGGACAUAGAGCUUGACACUGAUUCAUGCAGUGAAGACACCGUGUUCUUACCCUGCAGGCUGGACCUUUCAUUGUUCGGGUACACUGCAGGCUGAGGAAAGGUUGAUUCUGUUCAUUUCUGAGUAAUGAGAGCCCACGUAAGCGGAUUUGGGGUUACUCCUGUAUCACACAAACCCAGUCGAUGCCUAACUGCAGAAAAUGCCCUGUAGAAUUGUCAUGAACUGAGCAAUAGUCAGAUCCUUGAUUCAUAACUCAGCCAUUGCUGCCUGUUCCUAUUUUUGUCUCCUCGGCCUUAUACAGGGACUGAGUUACUGCCCAUUGCACUCACUCACAUGCUCACUCACACACACUUUCAAACCCUCAAACACACACCCACAGCCACCCACUUUCACACCCUCACACGUGUACUCACAUGCUCACACUCACUUUCACACCCUCACACACACGUAUACACUUUCACACUCUCACUCGCAUCCUCAUGCAUGCCCUCACACACUCAUGACCUCUCAUACCCAUGCCCUUUCACAUCCUAACACCCUCCCACACCUUCUUCUGGUUCAGUCUUAGUGGCCAGAGGAAGUGGAGCAAUCUGGUAUGGACAAGGGCCAGUUGGAUGGGGGAGUGGAAAUCUGGUUGCUUGUGUUUUCUAUAAAUUUCAAGGCUCCCGCUGAUGAGUAUUUUGUUGCUCAGGAAAUUAGAUGGUUGCAUUUACAGGUUACACCUGAUGAGCUCUAUUCGACAUGCCUUGUCUCAACCAGUGAGGACUGUGAACUCCUGUUGUCGCUUUCUGAUCUUUCACCUACAGACUGACUACAAUGUGCCCUUGUAGUUUACCUGUAGGAGGCACCCUUCUGGGGGAAAGGAGCAAUUAAAAGGCAUGUCCAUGAUGCGAUGAUUGUGUAUUUAGUGAUGUUGAACUUCCAGUUUUGAGCUUUGGACAGAUUUGCAGCAUUCCCAUUGAGUGAGUCCUGGAGCUGGCAGUGCCUCUUUGUACAUGGAGCAUUGUUCAGACAUACUUAAACGAAUUGAAAUCGGAAGUCUGUGGAACCAGGUGAUGCAUGGUUGUGCAGCAGCCCAAUUGAUCUCUAGUGUUAAUGAGUUUACACCAUCACUGUGAUCCUGGAUUGAGGAGGAGAACAGAUCAUAUCUCAAAUGCAGUAUACCAAAAUUUUUGAUGCCCCCUGUUUGUCAUUGGAAGGAUUUGAAUAUUGCAGUAAACUAUAUUUUUAAUUCAAACUAAUGCUCAUGGUUGAGAAAAUCAAGGAAUGAAGAAACAUUGUAUAAUUUACUGGCACAAAAUUUUUCAUAAUAACCGGGCAGAGGCUGCGAUCAGACAGGGGUGCUGAGAAGGUUCAUUGAAAUCAGGAGCAGUUUUCAUGGGAGAUUAAUCACUGCUGAUUAAACUCUCGUUGUAUCUGCAAUUUCACACUUGAAGGAUUACAGAGAUAUUUGUGUGUGUGGAUUAUUUUUGGUAGUCCAGACAUUAACUGGAUGAUCUUUUCUCUUAAACUUGGGAAACUGUGUUUCCGAAUUGCUUCUUCCAAGGAGCUGUGAAAUUCACAAUGAAUAGAAUGUCUCUGAGAGAUUAAAGCAGAAUUCCUCAAUUCCUCCUUUCUGGGAGAGUGAGCCUAUUUCGCCAGUGGAAGUGAAUACUUGUAAAUAAGGGUGUAAAUUGCUGUGAGGUGUGUUUAUACAUAUUGGGGAAGUUGUAGGUUAUGGUAGCGGAUGCCCUUCCCACUGAGUAUUACUUUUGAUAAGAACAGGCUUAGCCAAUGUACUUUAUUUAAUUUCUUGAAAUCCCGUUAGCAAGCUAUUCUUGUAUUUUGUAAGUUUUCUGUAUUUUUAAUUGUCACAAAGCAUGCUUUGCUGUAUAUGUUCAGUAAAUGAUGAUAGUGUUUUAUAGAAA